UCAUUACUCAACUGAACUUACUGCCUGACGGUGCGAGUAGCUAAACUACUAAACUGUUACGAGACUAAUUAAUAAGUUAGGGGAAGAAAGUGGUGAAGAUGUCGAGAGACGGGCCCUCGAUGUGUGUGCUACGGAAGGUGGUGCUGGAUGGAUUCCUUAUUGCUGGAUUGACAGUAUGCCUGUUUGCGAUGAAGCUGCUAUGGGAGCCGUUCCAUCGAGGGUUUUUCUGCGACGACGAAUCCCUCAAGUACCCCUACCACGAGAACACAGUCACCACCCUUAUGCUGCGGUUGUAUGGUCUGGGAAUACCCUUUUUAGUUGUGGUCGUCUGUGAAUAUGUAAUCCUGCGCAAAGAAUCCAGUGACACGAAAGUCUUCGGCCUGAGUAUACCCACCUGGAUCCGUGGGCUGUACUGCACAGUAGUGGCUUUCGGCCUCGGCGCUUUGUUCGUUGAAUUGGCUACAGAGAUCGCCAAGCAUGUGAUUGGUAGACUUAGGCCUCACUUCUUUGAUCUUUGCCGACCUUCCAUUGACUGUAGUUUACCAGAAUGGCGUAAUCGCUACGUGCUACCCUCAGAAUACUAUUGCACCAGCAACCACAGCCAGAUCGAGGAUGUGCGCAAAUCCUUCCUCAGCGGACACUCAAGUUUUGCAGCUUACACGAUGGUCUUCGUUGCUCUGUACCUCGAGCGGCGCAUGACCUGGCGGGGGACCCGGGUGCUCCGCCACACUCUUCAGUUCGCUGCCCUCAUGAUCUCAUGGCACACUGCACUUUCUAGAGUGUCAGACUAUAAGCACCACUGGAGCGACGUACUGGCUGGAUACAGCUUGGGAGUCGUCUUCGGUGUACUAGUGGUAUACUGUGGCAUAGACCUGGUCCAGAGAAAAAAGAACCACACCAUCGUGCCUCAAAACGACGUGUAUGUCAUCGGACCAGCUCACACGUAGUAGACGCAUAUACAUACGAUCUAGUCUUUACUAAAUAUUGUCUUUGGUUAUCUCGAUAGCGUAUUCUU
This is a messenger RNA of Leguminivora glycinivorella, 1015 nucleotides long. RefSeq names its product putative phosphatidate phosphatase. The coding region runs from base 99 to 947 and encodes 282 amino acids. Gene Ontology annotation, molecular function: phosphatidate phosphatase activity. Gene Ontology annotation, biological process: phospholipid metabolic process; phospholipid dephosphorylation; signal transduction. NCBI's taxonomy places the organism in Eukaryota, Metazoa, Arthropoda, Insecta, Lepidoptera, Tortricidae. The record is from RefSeq and is a predicted model, not a curated record. The transcript has 6 exons.